Molecule: messenger RNA, 2370 nt
Organism: Penicillium samsonianum
Lineage: Eukaryota; Fungi; Ascomycota; Eurotiomycetes; Eurotiales; Aspergillaceae
Exons: 3
Coding region: 1-2370 (789 amino acids)
Source: RefSeq, a predicted model, not a curated record
AUGUUCGGAUACGAGUGUCUGUACUCCAAAAGUCCCCGCUCCUUCCUCUUCUCCGUUAUCGCCAAUGUCGGCCCCCGCGGAGCCAGCCGCUCUCUGGCCGUGGCCUACCGGCAGGGCAACGAUAAGGACAUCUCAGUAUCAUCUUCGGAACGUGUUGAGAAAGUUGUGGCAGACAUCCUUGCGCUGAUCAAAAUAUUCUCAGAUCCCGCGAACCGCGCGCCACUUGAGGCGGAGAGGGCACUCGCGGAGGGCUGGUAUGGUCGGUCUCAGGGUGAAAACGAGGCUGAGAGUAAUGAGCGGCCUAGCAUUCCAGACAGGCCGCAGCCUCCUUUCGUUAUACCUGAUGGCUCCCAGGAGGAAGAGCAGUCGCAAAUACAGCCCGAGCUGCCAUGGCAUGAUGAUGGGCUCAGCGAGUUUCCCUUUACAACGACCUGCCUUUUGCUGGCAUUAUUGCGCAACGAUGGCGAUUCUAAUGCCACUAAUAGCAUCAGCACGCGCCCCGGCGACGUUCAGCUCCAGCCGUUAUCCACUUUGUUCCGUGCUGACUGCCUCGAGUAUGGCCUUGUCGUUCUCGACAUCUCCGACCUUGACAGCGGCGUCAAGUACGGCAUCGUUGGUUUCCCCGUGCGUUAUAUGGCCGAAGUCUCCUAUUGGUGUGAGACUGGUGGCUGGGAUCCAGUUGAAGACCCCCCGCCUGAGAAGGAGCCUGACACUGUACUUGCCAGCCCGCGGCCUCGAGUGCCGUUGGCUAUUUCUCCGUGGCUACGCAAGUACUUUUACCACAUGAACCUGGAAGAGGACCCCAGGUUCCUGAUACUGAAGAAUACGCCGAUUGUUCAUGCUGCAGCCUUAGACUACAUCUGGCCCCCGGAGCUUGAAAAUCAGCCUAGAGGCGAAGAUCAGGCUGCAGAAUCUUCGCCAGGUGUCAUCUCAAGCAUCUCAAAUUACUUUUGGCCUUCAAAGUCCACCACCAGCGCUAAAGAUGCAUCGACCACAACACCCUCGCGCUUGACUACGUCAAACGAGCCGCCGCGAAAUGCGCACAUGGACCGCGCCAUCGAUAAUCUGCUGAUUCUCACACAGGAUCCCGCCGAUCUUCACCUCGAUGAGGAGACAAUCGACAAAUUUCAAAAGCUUGCCGAGUUCCGCGAGCAGCUGCGGCGGCGGCUCGAAGAGGUGCCCCAUAGCCUGGGACCGUCCUCCGAGGCCUCGGGCCAUAUUCUGCGCGUUGCAUACGCCGGACAAACGCACCUCAACUGGGUUGCGUUUAGGAACCUCGCGCCCGCCGUGAUCGCUGCCGCGAUCGCAUCUGAAGAACUUCGAGGCGCGUCUGCGCUCAGUCUCUGCGUCGAUAAGUUCAAGGUGGAGGGGGACGAGGGAGACCUCAGUGAUCUAGUAGCGGCUCUGGCGCAGUCCAAGACCCUCAAACAGCUCUGUUUUUUCCAAGGACCGGACAGGCACAGCGAUGACGCCUCUGCUCGUUUUUUCACGCAGCUGCUGCUGCGGGGGACGUCAUCAGGAGGUUCAUCAGCAGACUUGGCGUGGCUCCGCGACAGAAUCAUCUAUCCGACUUGCGCCUUUUCGACAUCCUUGCGCAGCCGUAAAUUCACAUCGCCCUCGACUACUAUUUUCACUCACCCUUCCCCCGUUGCCCAAAUAUUUCCUGUGAUGCACAUGCUCACGUUUGUGGGUCAUCAGCGCGAAGAUGCCGCAGACGCAGACCACCAGAACAGUCACUAUUACGACAUGGGCAACACCCUUCUAGACCCCGAGCGCUUUGCCGUCCGAUUUCUAUCAUACCUCCGUUCCGUGAAUUCGGGUUCUGACAAGGCCAUCUUGCGAUUCGCAUGCGGGGAAGUCUCCUCGUCACUCACCACCACCAACGACGACAAGUCGUCGCCACCAUCUGUAUCACCAGGACGGUUCGCUGUGAGCCCCAUUCCCACUGAAUUCUUUGGCAGCCACCUCGCAGCAAGUGAUGAAUCAAGAGUCGGAGCCAGAGAUAUACACCCUGGCAGCUGGAUGCUCCUUCUGAAUCAACAAGGCAGCAUUUCGAGUGACGACGAUGAUAUCUUACUACAAUACUCAUUUGUCAGAACUCGUCCAACCUCUGCCGAGAUUGCACACGAGCAACAACAACAACAAAUACCCGUUUUUGACCCUAGUCUUGUCGAGGUAGUUGGCGGGCUAACAGAGUUGCUGCGCGAGAUGGUGCCAGAAAUAGACGUUUCGAAGUACGAGAAAAGUGUCGAGAGAGUAGAGGAGGACCUCCGCACGCAGCGGGCUUCCAUGAAACCGAGGAAAAGCCGUGUCCGUAUCGGCGUCAUGCAUGAGAGUGGUGCCCGUAAAUUGCUUACUCAGUUUCUGUGA